CCAGGGUAGAGAGGGAAACAGGAACAGAAAGUGAAGACAUGUCAAGAUGUCUGGGUGAGGGGGACCAGAGCCGAGCGGCAGCCAGACGCCAAAACACAGAAAAACCCUCCAGACGCCUGAGCAGCUGAGUGGAUUAGACAUGAGAGGAGACCUGACCUGCCACUUCACAAGUGCCUGCAGGACCUACUUUACCAGCUAAAGUGCCUCACCUCGUGUUCUCUUCUCCAGCUGAGCCGCUGAAGAGAAGUUUUCAUCCGAGGCCUGAGGAGAAUGAUGCAGUCAGACACUUCUGAACGCACAGAGACGCGACCAAAGUGAAGCACCUCUUCACAACUGGAUUAAUCUAAACCAAGAGCAAGAGGACAAUAGGUGACUCUAGAGGACGAAGACCAACAAAACAAUACGUGGAAUGUCAAGUGGCAAUAAAAGAAGACAAACAAACUUGGCUGCAGAUUUCAGGCUUUUACCCUGAGAUCAAAAUCAUCAGAUUUCAAAGAGGCCCUCGUAUAAACACACAAGCUUUUUGUCUUUUGGAUUUUGUUUAAAAAAAAUGUAAAUACUCCAGCCCUUGACGCAUCUGCAAAUUCAUCUUCCUCAAAUAUGAGCCGGAUCAGAUACUGCUGCGUCUCAGGGAAACUCUCUGAAGGCAGAUCUCCAUGAGAAAAUGAGAAGUACAUGAAGGUUCAGAGUCAAGUCACCAGAGAUAUCUGACCCCCACAGCUGUUGGACUGCCGAACAGUAAAAAAGUCACAUCUCACCACUUUAAAGCUGGAGUCAAAUGAAAGGACUUUCAACACAAAUUAACACCAUAUCUUAAUUGUAUUGGUAUUUCCAGAAGCCUUUUUAUGCUCGUUUACUAUCUUGUAAACUUCAAAACUCUCCAGAAGAUCCAUUAAAAACUUUAAAGCAGCCACAGACUUAAUUAAAAAGCUGUCACAGUUCUGCAUCCUGAAGCCAUGGAGGAGCCAAUUGACAGCGUUCAGGAUUUCUUUAACCAAAUGUGGAGGUUCACCACCGACAAACACAACCAGGGGGUUUACAACACCGUCUGCCUGGUGGUCCUCCUCACGCUCCCCCUGCUGGUCCUCCUCAUCACUCUGGUGGUGUGCUGCCACUGCUGCUGCUGUCGCCAUGCCAACGGCUGCUGUUGCUACCGCAGGGACGCCAUGGCAACUGCAAGGUCGGAGACGAAGAAGAAGAAGAAUUCGGCGAACACGGACGACUUGUGGAUUUCUGUUAAGACGGGGCCAAUGACACCUGACAGGAUUCCACUGGACAUGGUGUAGGGAUGCAUUUUUUUGUAAUUGCUGAUCCUGGGCCAGUCGGAGCAGCAGAGCCAAUCAAGUGUCGCAAAAGUCAUCCCACACUUGAAGCAGGCUGGGGAUUCUGUUUAAACUGAUGGGAGGCACAUCACAUUGGAAUGGGCACAGAUUUGAUAGACAUAUGUAAACAGUGCAGAUUGUUUUUUAGUUUGUGGGGAUUUGAUUUCAUUGUUUACAGCUUUUAGUUUGAGCUUGUUGGCGCCGUACAUACAAUAAAAAGACAGGCUUUUAUAUAUAUAUAUAUAUAUAUAUAAGCGUACAAAUGUGUGUCUUGGAUAGAGCGGAGGCAGUGUGUGUGUGUGUGCGUGUGUCUUUGCGUGUGUCUUUGCGUGUUUGUAGAGUGUUAUUGAAAGCACUUUGUUCUUUGAGCCCCCAUGUGAAAUUCAUUGCGUCUGUAUUUGAGAGAGAGACAAUCUAAGGUCUGCCCAGCAUUCAAAAGGCUAUAAUACUGCUUACCUUUCACAUUGAGGCUGCGCUGUAGAGCCGUGAUUCACUCGCACUUUCAGAAUGAAAAUGCACUGAUGUCCAAGCUGUCAAACUCAAAGGAUGCACAAAGAAAAUUAGGCUUCGAUUUGUUUCCUACUUUUGCGUUAUGUGCGUGAUAUGAUACAAUUUGGUCCAAGAGAGAAGCACUUCUCCAAUUUGUUUAUUUUUAUUUUGUCUUUGAGAAUGUUCCAGUAUUAAGGUCAGGUCUACCUUGAAGGCACAGUUCUUAUCAAAGGAUUUGAAAAAGAAAAGCAAAAACUACAUUUAGAAUCUGCGGUCCUUCCCAAAGUGUCUGACAGAUCUUCCAGGUCACUGAUCAACACUCGGAAACAUCUGCGUCUGCAUCCGAGACAGGAACGUUUUCUGGGACUGUAUUUAUUUAAUUCUCUGCUGUUGUGAAAUCUAGUAUAAGCUACUGAUGAAGUAACAAUAAAAAUGAUUACUCAAAUAAAAAAUGCCCUUAAAUUCAAGAGAGCUCUAGAAGUCUGAUGAGGACCAAGCUUUAAAACAAGUCAUUGUUUGAUUUUAUAAAAAUCUUCAGUCAUCACAGACAUAUUAAAACAAUAUAAAUAUAUAUAAUUAUAGUAAUAUAAUAAGAUGGAUAAAUAUUUUCAUUUCAUUUGAACUUUUAACAGGAAGCCUCACUUUUUGCAAGUAGAAAGAGAAAGCAGUAGCUAUUAAUUGUGUUUUUAGUGACUUUUUAUGCAAGGAUCGGUGUGAUGUGGUAGCUUGUCUUAUCAUUCCACUGUACCUUUGAUGGUGGAGGAGCGAGCUGCUCAAAAAAAGGGCCUGAGCUAAAGAAGUUUGAGUUUUUAAGUCGUCUCUUUGAAGCAUUGUUAAGUAUCAUUCUUAUAAGUUAAUUAAUACAGGCCCAGGUAUGUAUCCAUGAAUAAACCCUGUAAACACAGCAGCAGUAUAAUUACAUUCAGCCGAGAAACAAUCUCAAUGCUAAUGUAUUUCAUCUGUAAGUCAAACUCUUCAGUUAUGCAUGUCAAAAUAACUCUCAUGAGUUAUGUGGUCAAGAAGAAGCAUUCAAAGUCGAUUUCUGAACUAAAUUAACUUAACAUUUUCUUUGAAUAUUCAAGAAGAAGAGAAACCUUAGAAUCAAUCAAACGGUUUGAUUUGAGUGGUUGGUGCCUGAAGGCUCUUUUUAUUUCUUUAAGGCGCGUGAUAACUCAGAACCCAAUUAGGCAGAAGCAUCUCGGCAGGAUGAGUUUACACUGCAGCUGAGUCGAUUUUCCUGCUCGAGUUCUGCUGGGAAAUCAGGACCCGGCUCGAAUACACACACACGUUCCUCUUCGGAGAGGGAGGUUCUGCUCCAUGUUCACACAGAUUUUGGGUUUAAUAUUAAGCCCUUGACCCGUAAAACAAAACCAGCGAAGUCUCAGUAGCAAUGGGUGGUGACGAAUUAGUGUUUCCUCCCACACUGAGGGGAUUGCCAGGAGAUAACUUCACUGACAUGUUUAGCCAACACCUGAACAUGUCAUUGUGGUUUAUAAUAGAUUUACAGAGUCUUUAAUCCUAUUGGCUGUGGCAGGCGUUCUCAACACCAAAAUGAAAAUAAUAACAAAUGGGCAGGUAAAAGACAGGAAAUGUGGAUUCAAAAAGCUCAGGCUUUAGCACAAAGACUGGAAACAGGUAAUGUUCAUUUGUGUAAUUAUUUAAUCUGCAAAAACAGAAAAGACAUGUUUCAUAAAGGGAAAUAUUAUUAUAUUGUCAUUUUUACUCUUUUCCAGAACAUUUCUGUGUAGAACGGUAUUUGUGAGCUUCUUCCAGAGCCAUAAACUCGCUGUUUUCUCUUCUGUUUCCACUCUUUGUACUGACUGACUGCGGGCUCCGACGUUAUAUUUAGUUCCUAAGACCCGAGAGCAGUUUCAAUCUUCUCAUCUAAUUCUCGACAAGCGAGCGAAUCAGCGUAUUUCCCCAAAAUGUCAAACAAUUAUUUUUAAACCACCAGAAGAAGAGCUCUACGAGAAAUUUACAAGAUUGAUCCGACUCUCCAACCUGAGACGCUGGAGCAGGGAGUCGCAGCGGGGAGUCUCAUGCUGGAGGAUCUAAAACCAGACUCAUCAUUGAUUUCAACACCGUGGGGAUGGUUGAUAUUAACAUCCCAUUUGACUAUUAAUCUUUUUUGAUUGGGUUUCCACAUUAAAUUAGAAUCUCUUCUUCUCAGUUUUCAUUUCAGCCAGGCAGCAAAAAAUAACAGUUUUCUGUUUCACUCAAUAAUUCACACACGAAUGCUGAUAGCUACAUUUAAUUUAUUCCUUUCUCGGUCGCCUCCCAGCAGCAGUCGGUUAUUAGCGGACUAUGAGUUACUGAUCCUCAUUAUCACAUGUUUCACAUCCGUCAACCAGUAUUGUCUGUGUGUGUGUGUGGGGGGGGGGGGGUUACAGGCCUGUGCUUAAAAUGUAUAUUAUGCAGCAGUGUUGGUUGCAUUAAUGCCCCCCCCCCCCCCUCUUGGUUUUAAUAUGUUAACACAUCAUUCACGUUUUCCUUGUCGACACCUGUCAAGCAGCAUUUUUUUGUAGCAUUGAGCCUCAUCGUGUUUUGAUUUCCCUCGCUUUGAACAUUUAUUUCCCAGGGUCUCUGUAUCAGCUGCAACCAGCGGCAGGAGGCAGCAGGUAUGAAAUAUAAUAUAUAUAUAUGUUUUUCUUCUGGUGUCAGGUCGCUGCGAUCACAGGGAGAGGAGGUGCAGGAUUUGUCUAUUGUUUGAAAAGCAAAUCAGCUGGACGUUUUUUUAUAUGAUAGCACCACUUUUUUUUUUAUCCCCUCCUAUUAUGCAUGAUAUUUUGUAUUGAGGACAUGUUUCUGUUGUUUCCACACUUGAAAAAAAAUGCUGAGGUGAUUUUUCUAUUUUUUUUUUAUGUGCCUGGCUGGGCUUUGUGUGUAGCUCUGCAUGCAUAAUUUAACCUGACAUAUAGAGAAACGAUGAUAAAGGAGAGCAAAUGUGGGAGAUGACGGCAAAUAAAGUAUUUUUCUAUCUUU
This is a messenger RNA of Platichthys flesus (European flounder), 4793 nucleotides long. RefSeq lists its product as uncharacterized. The transcript is spliced from 3 exons. Bases 957 to 1286 code for a protein of 109 amino acids. NCBI's taxonomy places the organism in Eukaryota, Metazoa, Chordata, Actinopteri, Pleuronectiformes, Pleuronectidae. The record is from RefSeq and is a predicted model, not a curated record.